This is a messenger RNA of Solanum stenotomum, 539 nucleotides long. RefSeq names its product protein MHF2 homolog. Lineage: Eukaryota; Viridiplantae; Streptophyta; Magnoliopsida; Solanales; Solanaceae. Gene Ontology annotation, cellular component: FANCM-MHF complex; Fanconi anaemia nuclear complex. The transcript has 6 exons. The record is from RefSeq and is a predicted model, not a curated record. Bases 71 to 385 code for a protein of 104 amino acids. Gene Ontology annotation, biological process: DNA repair; replication fork processing; kinetochore assembly.
UUUUUUUUGUUUUUGCCCUAUUUUUAGUGUUGUUGCGAUUCAUUGUUGAUUUGAAUGAGCGAGCAAUUCAAUGGAGAAGGAGAACACCUUCGAUCCUGAUUUGGUUCACGAAAUUUUCAAGCUUGUUUGGAAAAGAAAAGCUGCAGAACGUGGGAAAAAUGAAUUAUCUGAGAAUAUAGAGAACGAGGUUGGGGCUAGCUCAUCAAAGAGAAUUCGGCCUACUUUUGCCAAUGCAAAUGCACUGAAGCUGAGCUCUGAACUCCUCCGAGUCUUUGUAGCAGAAGCUAUACAACGUGCUGCUACUAUUGCUGAAGCUGAGGGCAGUGUCAAAAUCGAAGCAACUCAUCUAGAGAGGAUACUUCCUCAGUUACUUUUAGAUUUUUAAGGUUACUUGAACAGUUGAACAAGAUAUGAAAUUUAUAAAGUUAUGUCUGUAGAGUGCAAAAAUGGGGUUUAUCUUUUUCAAAAUAGGAAUGCGCCACAUUUCUCCUCUAAACAUGCAAGAUGUUGGAUGAUUUCUUUUGUAGCUGUUGGACUAA